Molecule: messenger RNA, 1823 nt
Organism: Anopheles funestus (African malaria mosquito)
Lineage: Eukaryota; Metazoa; Arthropoda; Insecta; Diptera; Culicidae
Exons: 4
Coding region: 132-1664 (510 amino acids)
Source: RefSeq, a predicted model, not a curated record
UAUCAUAACAUCUACUCACUCGGGUUCGGCUUCAGAAAGAAAUACCUUCAGCUCAUUUUCAAGCCCUUCACACACCACACACUGUAAAUGGUACAAAACGCGUCUGGACGUGUGUUUGCUUUGUCCGCACAAUGGAUCGUGUUCGGUGUCGUUUUUGCAUCGCGUUGUUGAUAAUACUGAUCACCGUUAGAUUGGCACAUGUCUUAGCGGAACAGGAAGAGCUGGAAGAAAUUGUCCACCAGCCGCUACAUUGUGAGCGAAUCGAUAAUUCACAGUGGAGCCAAGCAGGUGGGAAUGAUUGGGGAUCAUUUCACGGUAGGAUAGGUGAGCGUGUGCUGCGCUGUGACUGUCACGACAGUGUCCGUUGGCGGCGCAGUAACGAGUACGGUGAAGAGCGGCCGAAAUUACGAACCUCAGCCUUUAUCCUGCCACCGUUCGAGGCAACCACCGUGGCCACCGAUAUUCUGAUCGUAAACUGCCAGCAACUGCUUGUACCGGCUGGUACGUUUCGCUCGAUCCGUGCUGGAUUCCUACCAAGAACGAUACGAUUUGUGAACAUUGAACAGUUGACGCUGGAGUCGUUUGCGUUCGAAAGCGGCAGUCAAACAAGCGGGCAACAGAAUGUUAAUCCACGCGAUCCCCAUCCAGUAUUCGGACCGAUCACUCUCAGCAUCGAACGCUGCCAGUUGGAAGAGCUUCCGGCCAAUGUGUUCCACGGAGCAGCAAUACGUUCCGUCUUGUUCAGUGCAUCUCAGGUUGGGGUGAUUCGAUCGUUAGCAAUCAGCACACGCUUUCAGCAGCUAAUCUUCUCCGACACUGUGAUUGGUCAGUUCUCUAGGCACGCUUUCAAGCGUGCUCAGAUGGAGCAGUUGCAUCUACACAAUGUAACAAUGACCGGGGCUUGGUCCUCCCAAGCCUGGCAAGGACUUAUCGUAAGCAAUGCGAUACAGAUAAGAGACUCCAACUUUCUGCAAACCAUUCAUCCUGCGGCUAUUACCGAGAGCAGUGCUGAUGAAUUGCUGCUGCAAAGAAAUGCUUUCAACGAGUCUAUCGCUGACGAGGCUUUCCAGUUGGAAAUUAAAAAUCGAAUACGAAUGAUCGACAACACGUUUGGUUUGCUGUCGUCUAACCUUUUCCGAGGUAUCAGGAUAUCGAACGAUUCAGCAUGGAACGCACAACCGAACAUUCUACUGGAGCGUAAUCGUAUCGACACAUUCACCCUUUCGAACGACGCGCAUACUUUUCUUGCCUUUCCACGCAAUUUCUCCGUAAAUCUGGAAGGUUUUCGUAUUGCGCAACUUGCAACAUGUGAAAGCACCAACAUAUCUUUCCCGGCAUGGCAAGAAAUUUAUUUUUUGCAACCCUUUGCCACGACAGCACGCGAUGAUCCAGAAUCGUACAUCUCCGUUGAGCAAUUCCGUGCCCGGGAGGGUUGUGAUUCGGAAGGACCAGAUAUGGUGGUGGUGAUCGUGUUGGCUACACUGUUAGGAGUCACCAUACUCGGUGCCGUGAUUGGGGGUCUCCUGUGUUGGAGACAUUAUCGCAAGCGACAGCGAAUGUUACUGCUGGAGCAAAAUUUAGUGCAACCCGUGCCCCGAACCUAUCGCGAAACACAGAUACUGCUAAAGCUCGAAACGGUCGGUACACUGAAGACGGAUUUUUAAUACCAAACACGUGAUAUAAAUAUCAAUUUGACCGGGUCAUUCGAAUAUGCGCGGUAAUGUAAGACUUAAGAAGAAAACCUGGUCGCGAUAUUAAGGGCACCAAACGGAUGUGAAACUACCAAAAACUACGCUUAUUUAUCAAGUAUACUCACAGCACCG